AUGGGUGUUCGGCAGAAACUUCUAGCACUGAUUCGUGAGGUUUUUCCGGAGGCAGAUUUAGUAGCUGUUGGCUCAACUGUCAAUGGAUGCGGUUCGUACAACUCAGACAUGGAUUUAUGCCUUUGUCUGCCCAUCACCGCUAAUGGUUUUACGAGCGAAAGAACCCUCAGUAGAAAAGUGUUGAUGAAGUUGCAUCGCAGAUUUUGUAAAGAUUGGCGCAAAUUGGUUAAAAGUUGCGAUUACAUACCUGCUAAGCUCUUGAAGGAGAAAAUAUGCUUGACAGUUCUUGACAGCUUAUCGAAUUCAGUCAGCAAAUUCUUAAAAUUGGCCAUUUUGUGCUCACUGGUCUUUAGGAUCGAUGAUCGUUUCCCAGCACUAUGCCUUUUGGUGAAGCACUGGGCGAUCACUGCCAAUAUCAAUAAUGCAUUGCUUGGGACGCUAAAUAGCUAUUCACUGAUUCUAAUGGUAUUGCACUUCCUGCAAUGUGGAACAAUGCCUCCAGUUCUGCCAAAUCUUCAGCAUUUGUACCCGGAUACAUUUAGCGCUCGCCGUAGCGUAGAAAGUUUAGAACUGUUCCGGGAGUUGCCACAUCCGUUGCCAGCACGAGAGAUUAACAUGGAUACUGUUGGCGAAUUGCUAAUUGCGUUUUUUGCGUACUACCGCAAUUUCGAUUUUGCGACGAAGGCAAUAUCGAUAAGUAGGGCACGAGUGUUUGACAGGUUUUGUUACUUCCAUACAUUUUCUCUUGGUUUUUCGGAAAAAAAUAGCUUCACAGCCGCUUAG
Messenger RNA from Gongylonema pulchrum, 783 nucleotides. The record is from the annotation of a GenBank genome assembly. NCBI's taxonomy places the organism in Eukaryota, Metazoa, Nematoda, Chromadorea, Rhabditida, Gongylonematidae.